UCUGUGCUUCGUGAUGACACCAUUCGGUUGGCUUUGCUGUGGGAUCUUUUACAGGGUUUAUCGUAUAUCCAUUCCUCCACACUGCAGUUCCAUGGAGACCUUUCUCCUGAAGCAUGCUUUAUCAACCACCGCUAUAACUUAAGAAUCGCUAAACUGGGGUGUUUCCAGUUACUGGAGUGUUUGGGAAAAUCCCCGGUAGUACUGCAGUUUGUUACGCUUUACGACAAGGUAAUCUAUUUUCGGGCUGAGGAUGCACGGAACUUUGGAGUCAUUAGCCAGAUGCUCAACGGAAAUAAAAAAAUGGAAAUAACGAAUGCGGAAGGCGCAGGAAAAUCGGUAAUACAACAGAAAUGGAGUCAAUUGACGGAGCAGUGCCUCCAGACUGAUCCAGCUCUGCGUCCCAGAAUUUGGCAGCUGAAGAAGCUCUUCGGUCAACUGCGCUUACCGCGAAACAUUGUGGAUUACGUUAUCCGGCUGAUGGACGAGCAAAGUCAGCAGCUAGAGUUCAUCGUCAUAGAGAAGACGAGGAGCUUGGUGGAAGAACGGGAUAAUGUCGAUGUGCUUUUGGCAGAAAUGCUGCCAAAGUCCAUCGUCCACAAAUUGCGCAUGAAACAAGAAACCCUGCCGGAGACGUUCGACAGCGCAUCCGUACUGUUUAGUGAUAUCCCCGGAUUUUCUCAUUUAUUGUCCACGUAUUCACCGUGGGAUAUUGUAUCGCUGCUGAACAGCGUGUAUUCGGAAUUCGACAGGAUAUUCGGGUUGUACGAUACGUAUAAAGUGGAAACCAUCAAUGAUUCGUACAUGGUGGCAAGCGGAGUGCCCACACCAAACGGGACGGACCACGCAGCUGAACUGUGCAUGCUGUCGUUACAAUUGUUAACGUCUGCGAGAAGCUGCCUGGCUGCCGAAGAGCUAAGCGCUCGAGUCGGCAUUAAUUCUGGGCCGGUUGUCGCUGGAGUAAUCGGCCGGAAAAUGCCUCGAUACUGCCUGUUUGGUGACACCGUCAACACAGCUAGUCGCAUGGAAACCCAUGGGGAAGCUGGGAAGGUCCAUGUGAGCCAUUCCGCCGAGCGCCUGGCUUCCCACCGGAAAAACCUUCGCUUUGUGUUACGUGGCACUCUGACCAUAAAGGGCAAAGGCGAAAUGCAGACGUUCUGGUUGGAGUGAUCGGAUAAUUUACAGUGACGAACAUGUUUAGAAUGCAGCUGAAAUUUUGCACGAGUGCUGCC
Paramacrobiotus metropolitanus is the source of this 1229-nucleotide messenger RNA. RefSeq names its product receptor-type guanylate cyclase gcy-13-like. Gene Ontology annotation, biological process: cGMP biosynthetic process; receptor guanylyl cyclase signaling pathway; intracellular signal transduction. The coding region runs from base 280 to 1167 and encodes 295 amino acids. The transcript has 9 exons. Lineage: Eukaryota; Metazoa; Tardigrada; Eutardigrada; Parachela; Macrobiotidae. The record is from RefSeq and is a predicted model, not a curated record. Gene Ontology annotation, molecular function: peptide receptor activity; guanylate cyclase activity.